Messenger RNA from Athalia rosae (coleseed sawfly), 2958 nucleotides. Its product is annotated as serine/arginine repetitive matrix protein 1. The record is from RefSeq and is a predicted model, not a curated record. The coding region runs from base 1395 to 2729 and encodes 444 amino acids. The transcript has 5 exons. NCBI's taxonomy places the organism in Eukaryota, Metazoa, Arthropoda, Insecta, Hymenoptera, Athaliidae.
AUCUCGUCUCUUUACUACAGAAUCUGCCAGUGCUUCGUGUUAACGUCGUAGGCAAAUUUCGAGAUAAAUAUUUGCUCUUUCAGACUUCGUUCAAUUCCAGUGAAUCAAAAGUUUCAAUUCUUCCACUAGUCGGGGUGCAUUUCUAAAAAGAAGGGCAAGAGAAGCCGGAGAUUCAGGGUGCCGAGAUCCCAGAACGUGCCAGGCGUUGCUCUGACAUCCGAUUCAGGAAUGGAUUGAUUUGCGACGUGUCGCAUCGAGGAUAGAAGAAGAUUAUCCGUUGGAAUUUAUGUCCUAAAGAACGCUGUGAAGUUUUCAAAGGACGAAUAAUAGCCUCUGACAGAAGCUCAUCGUUCGCCAUCCUCUUAUCGCUCGUUGCAUUCGGAUUUUCCGGAGGACGUAUAGCGGAAAGAGGAGAGGAAGACACCAAUCGCAACUAUUUCAACGGUCGACAACUUUGGCCUGAUCUACGUCAAGUAGCGAAUCGUUUGUCUAUAAGCCGUUAGCGUUACUCACGAAUCGUCGGGAAUUCGGGAGUUCGGGAUCGAUCGAUUAGUGCGAAGGUGUGUAAAUGCUACUGGUAUAGUGAUCGCUAUCCUGUUUCUACCAACGAGGGACUUCUUCCUAGAAAGUUCAGUUCUAUGAAAAAAACAUAAUAGAGAAAAAUCUUGGACGAUGGAGGAAGAUGCAAAUCGCAGUUGGGGUUCGUCGAUUGUCCGUCCGUCCGUCCGUCCGUCCGUCGAUCGACGAAAAACGGAAAACGCGUACGGUUUUCGGUGCCCGGGUAUCGAGAAACGUUUCGGAAAAAGACGGAAUCCGUCGGUCCGUCCGUCGAUCAGUUUAUGUACUCAUGAACGGUACUCGGAAAUGCUGACACAUUUAUUUGGUCUCAACUCGGCUGUCGUAGAUGCUGCCGGGUCAGCGCCAGCCUGAGCUGAGUAACGCGUCUCGCUUCGCAUGAAACAGAGGUAGAAUUGAGGUAUUCGUCUUGUAGCCGCCGGCUCAUUUGCCUCAUUGAUCAUCGGUAGGUAAUCAAAUGCCAAAAUGUGUGGCAAAAUCGCAAAGAUAAGAUUGAGCCAGUGGUCCGGACUUAGCAUUGCCGGGAAAUGCUCGGAGAUUUGGGGACAAUUUUUCUCAUUGAGAGGAUAUGUCCCAUGGUAGAUUGAGCAUUGACGGAGAAAUGAUUUGAUUUUUAAUCGGGACACGCGCGAUUUAUCCAGAAACCCGUGUAACGGUACGCAAAUCUAUUCUCAUUUUAUUCUCGAAGCCAGCAAACCUCGAGGACGAGUGGCCCUGGUUUACCUUGAUGAGUCGGAUCCACAGUUCUAUCUACCCUGAAUUCUGCACAUUGCCUAUCAUCCAGGUCGUGUCGAACACCGAAGCUCACACACAAAGAGAUGUCUCGCGAUUACGACAAUAGAAGAAGAAGUGGCAAUGGAAGCGGUUCGAGUAAGAUGCGUAUGGAUACUAAUGUCUCUCAAUCUCGCCCUCACGGCGGAGAGAGUUCCGGAAAGCGAAGGGAACUGGACAGCGUAAUGCGAAAAGCGAGGGAGUCGCAGUCUAGCUACUGGAACAAAAAACUCCUAGAAGUGGAGGAACGAGAUCCAAAUCGUUGGCGGCACAGUGGCUACAAAGAGCUAUACAUAGGAGGAAGCACCAGCGCAGAGCCUAGCAGGGGUGGAAAUCCACGUAGUCCACGAAGCCCCAGACCCAGAAGUCCUCAUAGUCCUCGUCCUCGCAGUCCUAGACCUCGCAGCCCUAGAUCGCCACGUGAACGAAACUCUCAUGCUAAUCGAACUCGUCUGGCACGUAGUCCAAGCUCCGGGAGCACCUGUUCCGACAGAUCUUGUUCUGUAUGCUCUCCGAAAGAGCGUCGCCGCGUUGCUCCCCCUUCGAGAUCGCGAUCAAGAUCGUUUUCUGCUACAAGAUCGAGGCCGUAUCUUAAGGAGACGGUUCCCUCUGGCUCCAGGAUUCCGGCGCCCAGGGCUAGGCCCCGUUCACCACCGCUACCGCGACCGCGCACUCCUCCCUUAGCUCCCCAACCGUCACCUAGCAGACAUAAGGCUUAUACUAAACACGGUAAAGAGAAGGAAGCCAAGGCUAGGCGCAAGGAAAAACACCACAGCCGAGUUGCGGAGGAUCCCAGAGUCCCUGAUCCUAUACCCUUGAUGCGUAAGCCAGUGAAGGUGGAAAAGGUACAUUCUAAUCAUGUGCCGCCGCAGCCAAUUCAAACCGUACAUGCUCCGUUGGAUUCAUCGGUCAGUGAAGAUAGCGACAGUUCUUCUAAUACUUCGCACGCCGGCCCUCCUAGAAUGACUUUAUCCGAAAGAUUCGGCAAAAUGGCGCAGUGGAGCGUAGAUCGCAGGGAUAUGGAGAACAUGCGCAUAACCAAAGAUGGGGAAAAUGCCAUGAAAGUGGUGAUUGAAGGAGAGGAAAGAAUUGCUCGGCUAGGCUAUGACUCUCCUCCACCAGGCCAUUACCCUGAAUCCCUUUUAGCUCAGGGUCCUCGAGGCCUUGAAUCAUGGGACGAUGUUCGCGUUCGAUAUGAUUACUACAAGGCUCGUGGCUAUUUGAGAGAUCUCACACUCGACGAUUACGUAAAAUGGGAGGAAUGGUGGUACAAAUAUCAGGAGUGGCUCGAAGCUGAACGGUUUUACGAGCAAUGGGCUACCAAUCGUCCAUCGGGAGGUGGCCGUAAGAGACGUGGACGUCGCAACAACAAUGCUCAUUAACGACGAGCAUCUACAAAUUACAAAGACUUACGUAUGAGGAUUGAUCGAAUCUUGAUCAUCGAUAUUAAUAUGAUUUAUUAUCUCUGUUGAGGAUUAUUAUAUUGUGUUCGUAAGUACACACAUAUAAUUGCUACGUCGUAUACGAAAAAAUGUGGGAAUUAUUUUACAUUUAAAAAUAAGCCGUACAUUAUAUUGCAUACAAUUAAAUAUUAUCACAGUCGCAUCAUUA